UUUAGUCCUUGCAAGGUUGUUACGCUAAUCGCACGCAAGAAAUUACCACACCACCGCCAUACAUCAUUUCGCUCUCUAUCUACGCUUUUAAUUCCACGGCUUCAUUCAAAAUAAGAGCAUAUUUCUAUAUACACGAACAAACAUUUUUUAUCAACAAUAUUCGGCUGUUUUUUUUUUUGUCUGCCUCUCUUUCGGAUUUAAUUAAUUCAGUGAUUCAUCGAAAUAAUCGAUCGGCAUCAAGUUUAAAACCGAAAGAAAACGUUAUGUUUCCGCGAAUUUCGUAACACUUCAACAUCGAAUGAGUAACUGAUAACAACUAAAAAUACAACAAAAAAACAUCAACUGUCGGUGUCGCGAAUUAAAAAAGAAACAAACUGAUAAAAAGCUAUACACAACUCGGGUUGAUUGUAAAAACAUAUUAUUUUUUUUCUACGUAAAUUUAUAUCAAUUUUUGGUGAAUUUUUGUGCUCUUAUCGCAUUAAGAAUUUGUAAUAUAUAUAGUACGGACUAAAGAAACGCAGAAAAGUUUAACUCGUUUUUUAUUAUCAAAAUAAACGCACGUUUAAAAAGUGAAAUCUAUUUUGUCGCCGCGAUCAUUCAAACAAGUGGCAUUGUUUGCAACAAUAUUUGUUAUGUUAAAUCCAUUGAAAUAAAAAGACGCAGUCUUGACGAUGACAUUUAAUGCUGGUCUAGUUGUAUGUUACUGCUUAGUCGGUUUGGCGCAGUUUGUGCGCGCUGGACCGAUAGAUGCGGCAUUGAAUUGGGCUCGCGCUGACAAACUACCGAUUGAAAUUGACGUCAAUCUACCGUGGCUACCAUUCGAGAACGAGACCAGAUGUUACGGUGAAAUUGGAUGUUUGAAUAUUACCCGCGAAUGGUACCAUUUAAUCCAUCGUCCUUUUAACGUAUUUCCAUUGCCGCGCAGUGUCAUUAACACCCGAUUCAUUUUGUACACGGAGAAAAAUCCAAUUGAAGGCCAACUUCUUGUUGCCGAUGAAAAAGACGCGAUUAAAAAGACCAAUUUCAAUCCGAAAUGGUUAACCAAGUUUAUCAUUCAUGGUUUUAUCGAUACGCCACUGUCAAAUUGGGUGUCUGAAUUGCGCGAUGAACUGAUUAUGCGUAAGAACUUGAACGUGAUUGUCGUUGAUUGGGCUGGCGGCUCGUUACCAUUGUACACACAGGCCACGGCAAACACACGAUUGGUUGGCUUAGAGAUAGCGUAUUUGAUUAAAAAAUUGCAACAAGACCAUGAUUUACGGCCAGAGGAUGUGCAUCUGAUAGGGCAUUCAUUGGGGGCACACACAGCAGCCUAUGCAGCUGAACGCAUACCAGGCAUUGGACGAAUUACCGGUUUAGAUCCCGCUGAGCCGUACUUCCAAGGAAUGGGACCAAAUGUCAGACUUGACCCAUCAGAUGCCACAUUUGUUGAUGUUAUCCACACCGACGCAAGAAGUUUCUUUUUACUGGAAAUACCGGGCUAUGGAAUGUCACAGGCUUGCGGUCAUAUCGAUUUUUAUCCGAAUAACGGCAAAGAACAGCCCGGCUGUGCACUGUCACAAGAAGGCGGAACACUAAUACCAUUGACCCUCAUCAAAGACGGUAUCGAAGAAGCGUCACGCGUACUUUUGGCAUGUAACCAUGUCAGAGCAAUCAAAUUGUUUAUUGACAGCAUAAAUGGAAAAUGCCCCUAUGUUGCGCAUCGAUGCCCAUCGUAUCAACACUUUUUGCUUGGCCGCUGCUUCAAAUGUAAUACAGGAAAUUGCGCAAUUAUGGGCUAUCAUGCAACACUACCAAAGAUUCAGUCAUUUAAUUCAUCCGAAAAUGAGGUCGUACCAUCCGAGCGCAACGAUCAACCGGAAAAUGUUUCCGUUGCACCGGGUAAAUACUUCCUGGCUACCGGGAAGGAAUAUCCAUUUUGUCAGCGUCACUAUCGGUUCACAAUUGAAUUGGCCAAACCGCGACAGGCUGAACGAUGGGUGCAAGGCUAUAUGACCGCAUCAAUUUAUUCGGAUCGAGGAGCAUUGCGUAGCAUUGACUUGACCAAAGGAACCGCACGCCUGGAGCAUGGAUCCAAAUAUCAAAUUGUUAUCCCGAAUCCGCAUGAUUUGGGUGACAACAUUCGCAAAGUCGAAUUGAAUUGGACACAUGAGAUGAACGUAUUGGAGCCACGUUCACUGUGUCUAUUCUGGUGUAACGAUCAUUUGUAUGUGAAAUCGAUUGUAGUCGAAACAAUGCAGAUGCCAUCUAGAGAAAAGCGAAACACGGAAUUUUCGCAUAAAUUAUGUGCACCGAAGCGCGAGUAUGCUGAUAUCGCGAAUCGUGGAUCGUCCAUUUUUUACGAUGAUUGCAAAUUGUGAUCCCAUCAUAAAAAACAAAUGAACACAGAUAUACGCACACAUUCACGCGACACAUACGUUGAACAGGCCAUGGCGUAGCACUGAUUACUUCCCUUUAUUUCGUUGGUCAAAUGGAACUUUGUAUGCAUUUAAAACAUAAUUCCACAAAUCACAUACAUGAUUCAUGCAAAACAAAACACAAAAAAAAACGCACACCCACACAUGUUUUCGCACAAAUUCGCUGAGAUUUCAUCGAUGAUCGAUGGCAAUGGACGACAGUGAAAUGCUUUCAGCGUCAACUAUCAACGAGUUUUUUUUAUUAGCUAUAAUAUAUCUAUUUUGCGCAAGACAUUUGCUCAAUCAACUUGGAAUUUAAGUGAGAGAAAUUUUUGUAACAAAAAUUUAUUUCUUCAUCUUUUUUUUUUAGAAAAAAAAACUACAUUAUCCGCAAUUAGAAAUUUUACGCAAUUUUCUAAUGGUCUUAUUCUUUAAAAUGGUUUUAAUUUCUUUUUUUGUUUUGUUUAAGCAUUAUUUAGUUUUUGUAAGCGAAGCUUUUAAUUAUAUAUGUAUGAGAUGUGUAGUACUUUUUUUGUAUGAAGAAAGAGAAAAUUAGUGUAUAGGUUUUUAAUUUGUCCUCUACAUUCAUGUGGUUCAUUGUAUACUGUUGUUAGUCUCUUCUCUCCCUCUCUCCCUCUCUCCCUCUCUAUGUCUGCCUUCUGAGACGUAGCACUACCCUAAGCUUUCCAAACAACAUCGAAAUGAAAUAUUUUCAUCAUUAUAUGGAUUUAGAAAUAGCAAGCGGUCAUUAUUUUGUAAAUCAUAUUUACCCACUGGUUGUAGUAUGCUCCUCUGGUAAAUGAUCAGAUUUUUUCAAUUUUCCCUGUGAGACAACAAUACAAAAUUUUGAAGAAGAACAUUAACAUAAUACCACAAAGUUGAUCCAUUGACCGCAACAAUAGCUGCCACGCAGCUAACAAAAUACAACGAAUUACAAAACAUCGAAAAGUAGAAUGUGAACGUAUCUGUUGAGAUGAGGCGCUCAAGCCGGAGCCAAGGAAAAGAAUGUGUCCAUCAAAAUCGAAACGUGUGAAUUAAAUUUCGAGAAUGACAAAUGAUGCCUGAACAGCACUUGAGUGUUAACAACGUGUUAGGUUGAAUAUUCGAAAUUUAAAUCAUUCGAUUGAUUGAAUGGGUAAAAUGCGAAAAUAUAACAAAAUUUGUGAUAAUUUUUUUUCUUUUUUUUUUACAUUUAGUCUUAAUUUGUUAAGGAGUCCGAUAAACUUGUAUGAAACGUGAAGAAAUAAAAUAGGAAAAAUAAAAAAAAA
Messenger RNA from Sitodiplosis mosellana (orange wheat blossom midge), 3661 nucleotides. RefSeq names its product pancreatic triacylglycerol lipase-like. Lineage: Eukaryota; Metazoa; Arthropoda; Insecta; Diptera; Cecidomyiidae. The record is from RefSeq and is a predicted model, not a curated record. Bases 672 to 2357 code for a protein of 561 amino acids. Gene Ontology annotation, biological process: lipid metabolic process. The transcript has 8 exons. Gene Ontology annotation, molecular function: triacylglycerol lipase activity.